AUGCCACCCCGACUCAACCUUUUCGCCGCCAGGUCGGCAGUCCCUGUCGUCCGCCAGCCGACCUCUGCUUCGGCCGCACAGCGUUACGCCGCCCUGAGCCGACCAUGCCAGCGAUCCAGCGUCCAGUCAGUCCAGCGGAGAUGGACCUCGUCCGACAAGAGCACGAAGGAACUAGCCGAGGAACAGCGAAAGGCCGAGUCGAUGCCGCACGUCAGCGAGGAGGCCGCGGAGAUCAACAACAUCAUGAACAAGGAAAAGAGAUGCGACGGGACGCCGUCAAGCCCCGAGUUGGAGCAGGGCACGCCUGUUUCUGAGAUCCUCUCCCGCGACAAAGAAGCCCAGAAGCACGCGCCCAAGGUCUUCCAAAACCAGAUGAAGAAGCCCUCCGGCUCGCGAUCUUUCUCGACAUCUGCCCGCAACCAGCUCGAGGAGAACAAGGGCCCCAUGUCCGACGCAGAAAAUGCCGCGCUCAUCGAGACCAUGAUCGGGCAAAUCACCGAGGAGACACAGGAACUCAUGCCAGGCCUCAAGUACCCGGCCCCCGCCUCCAUCCCCAAAACAGAGCACCUCCGCCGCCGCUACUCGCCAGUCAUCGAGCAGUUCACGAAGAACAUCAUGCGCGACGGGAAGCUAGCCAAGGCCCAGAAGGACAUGUCCAUAAUCCUCGACAUCCUCCGCUCCGCCCCACCCCCCAAAAUCAACCCCAAGCGCCCUCUCCUCCCCGGCCCCGCCGCUCCCCAACUCCCCCUCAACCCAGUCGCCUACCUAACCCUCAUCGUCGACUCCGUCGCCCCCCUGAUCAAGCUCCUGCACGCCAGGGGUAUCGCCGGUGGUGGUCAGGCGACGCAGAUCCCGCUCGCGCUGGCGGAGAAGCAGCGGCGCCGCGCGGCGAUCGGGUGGAUCAUCGACUCGAGCGCCAAGCGCAAGGACGCGAAGUUUGCGCACCGUGUUGCGAACGAGCUUAUUGCUGUUGCGGAGGGGCGCAGCGGUGUCUGGGAGAAGAGGGAUGGCGUGCAUAAGCUUGGUAUUGCGGCCAGAGUGAAUAUCGGUGCGCAGUCGCAGAAGAAGAAGGCUAUGUCGAUGGCUUAUUAG
Messenger RNA from Aspergillus mulundensis, 1092 nucleotides. Its product is annotated as mitochondrial 37S ribosomal protein uS7m. Lineage: Eukaryota; Fungi; Ascomycota; Eurotiomycetes; Eurotiales; Aspergillaceae. The record is from RefSeq and is a predicted model, not a curated record. Gene Ontology annotation, biological process: ribosomal small subunit assembly; translation. Gene Ontology annotation, molecular function: rRNA binding; structural constituent of ribosome; mRNA binding. Gene Ontology annotation, cellular component: ribosome. Bases 1 to 1092 code for a protein of 363 amino acids. The transcript is spliced from 3 exons.